CCUCCUGAAAUUAGGGGAAAAGGAUUUUAAAAAUACUUUUAAGUUAAGAGAAAAUCUUCAAAUCAUUUGCAGUCAAAGAAGUUCGAGCUAUUUUGGACACCGAACAAAAGUAGCAUACAGAAAUUGACUUCCAUAUUAAAAAAAAAUAUAAAAAAAUAUCGCAGUUUAAAACGCGUUGAGAGGGUGUCACUGGUGGCCUUAAUCUGUUGUCUCUGUAUCUUCGAUUUUAUUACAGUAGUGAGGAUCACGUGAGAACACUGUCAUGAACGGGCUGCGGUCAAAGCGUGAUCAGAUAUCAGAAGUGAGAUCAGUGCAGUCAGAGUCAACGAAGGAAGCCACGUUGGUGUCUAAUUGGAGUAUGGGCACCAAUAUUGCUAUAGUUGUUCUAGAUGAUGAUGAUGAGAACGAUGAUGAAGUUGUUGUUUCAUCUUCCAGGACAUUAGCUCCAGCAAGAAGUGCAUAUUCUCAACAAAGUGGUCGAGAUCCAGUUAUAAAUGAAGAAGAUGUGGAACUCCUACUUGGUUUUGCAGUCACUACUGGGACAAUAAAAACGUCAACAGAUUGCAAUCCACGUCGUAAACGCAGUAGAGUUCCUGUAAUAAACACAAUUGAUCUUUGUGAUGAAUCAGGAGAAGCUGAUCAAAGGUGUUCAAAGAAGGUGGAUGUCAGAUCUGAUGAACCAAAGGAACUCAAGCUCACCUGUGCAAUUUGCAUGUCUACAAUGGAUGAAGAGACAUCGACUAUUUGUGGACACAUUUUUUGCAAAAAGUGCAUCACAAAUGCUAUCCAAGUUCAGAAGAAAUGUCCAACCUGCAGGAAAAGACUUACAAUGAAAAAUAUCCACCGCAUCUACCUCUCUAGUAGCACUGUUUGACAUUCUUCAUUUUGAUGUCUGUAACUUUUGAUGGUUCCUUAAGGAUCCAGAUGAUAGUUUAUUUCUCUAUGAUGAACGAGGAAAUGGCAAAAGGUACGUUUGUUAUAUGUGCUUUCUAUUUGCACAUGUUGGAUCAUUUUAGAAGCGAAUUGCUAAAGCAUUGGGUCUUGUGGAUAUCUUUUAUGUUUCACAUCCUGUUUAAAUAGUUAUUCAUAUUUUUUUUUAUA
Messenger RNA from Cryptomeria japonica (Japanese cedar), 1101 nucleotides. RefSeq lists its product as uncharacterized. Lineage: Eukaryota; Viridiplantae; Streptophyta; Pinopsida; Cupressales; Cupressaceae. The record is from RefSeq and is a predicted model, not a curated record. The transcript is spliced from 5 exons. The coding region runs from base 263 to 874 and encodes 203 amino acids.